AUGCACACGGAACCAUGUUGUACAGAAAGUGCCGUUACGGAAAGGACCUUACAGGUCAAGAACAAGCCGGACAGUGCCUUCUCUUCAUCUCCUCUAUCAUCUUCCAGGCUCUCCUCGGUGGCUCUGACAGCAAGAAACGAAGGAGAGAUGCACAACGAAACGGGCAACAUAAGUGUUUUCCCCUUCCCGGUAGUGUUCGCCAAUUGCCAACCGGGCAGCUGGGUGCGCAAGCACAUCCGCCUAACAAACAAAGGAAAAAAUGAGCAGAAACUAGCUGUUACCUCCUCAAAUCCUUCGGUGCUCUUCGUUCAUAGGGAGGCUCUAACCCUGCCUCCCGGGGCGUCGGUUUUUCUCCCCAUAAUAAUGUCUGUGCCGUCCGCCGGCAAUGGCACGGGCAAUGGGGGCUCAAGUCAAACUGGAGGGAAACGUUUGACACGGGAGUGCCUCGCUAUUAGAGGAAUGGGCUGGAGCAUCGAUCUACCGGUGCUCGUGACCCAGGCAGAAGAGCACACGACAGACAACCAAGCGUCUUUAGACACUAGGAAGAGAGCCAGUUCUGUGUUUUUCUCUGAUUCCAAGCUGAAAACAGCACCCUCCCUACUAAACAGCUCUUCACCUUUACCUCCGCGCCGCAGCACCCGUAGGUCAACGGAGCCCCAAAGGAGGCCUCUUACAGUUUCUCUAUCCAGAUCAGACACCUUUAAAUGCUCUCUAGAGGGCUCUUGUGACGAAGUUCCCAUUACACACUCUGCAGACUCCUGGUGGCCGGCCCCCCAGGGGCUCCCCUCUCCACAAGCAAAAGGGCCCUCACCGUCUUCUGCAUUGAGUUGGGGCCUCUUGGACCCAUCAGACCUUUUAGAUGCAAAAUCCGAAGGCACAUCGCAGUCCUCUAUUAGCCCAGCUUUGCUUGCCUCGCAACAACCUCUAGACGGCUCCAGAGGGGCCUCCAGGCUUUUGCCUUCUUCUCCACCUUCCACGGGAUCGCCCUCAGAGGCGAGCCUGCAUUACAGUGGCAGUGACAGCUGUUGUAAUAGCAGCAGCACCGUGUUUGAGGGUCGCCUGAGGGCGGUCCCCAAAACUGAGGGUGAUAAUGCUAGAUACGGGGACCAAGGGUUCUCUGAUGCUGGGGGGUUGCAGUUUGCAGUCACAAACAAAGGCAGGUUCUGCACUGCAAAUACUCAGAGGGAGCCUCCGGUGGCCACGGAAGCAAGAUUACCUCGUCGGGAUAAAGUGAGCUUUCAGAAACCCCACUGGAAGAAUUUGGAGGACAGCAUUAACAAGGCUCAGAUCCCCACCGCUGAGUGCAGCGGUGAGGCAGGGAGGAAAGGAGCCCCUGCGAGUGCGCUCUCAAGGUCGUUACAAAAUCAUGCUCAGUUAGCAGCAAAGAAGCAAUUUGAAACCGUACCAGGAAAGCAGAAAGAAGUGGUUUCCGCGGAAGCUGAAGUCCUGACACACCAGGACGCACUGGUAUGCAACAGGAAGAAGGUUGAAGCCCUGGAGCGGCUGCAUGGGCAGCAGCAUGCCAUGCACCAACUACCCGCCAAACCGACGAAUUCGUCAAUACAGUCGUUAUACCCAUUUCACACACUGGGGAGGAUAACUGCGGAGGAUGCUAUCCUUUCAGACGGCAGCAAUAGACACAGUGAAUGCACGCACAUCGGUCAAUUUAUCAGCACGAAGCGCCUGCGGGAGCAGCAGUGGUCGCGAGCGGCACACAGGCAACAGGACGAGCUGAGGAAGCUCAAGGCCGCUCUGGCUGCUGCUCAUGCGCAGCACAAAAAGCAGCAGACACUGCUGCAGCGGAGACUACAUGCAUUCGAAGCAGAAGCAGCAGUAGCUGCAGCAGAAGCAGCCGCAGCCAGAGAAAGGGAAAAGCAUUUGCAGUUGCAGAUAGAAGAGCAGCAGCAACGCUUUGCCGCUGCUGAACGGUCUGCUGCUACCAAAUAUGCCGGACUGUUCCGCCAAUUUCAGGCUGCCAUGAGUCGUGAAAAAAACCUCCAGAUGCACUUGAAAGCUGCACAAGCUUCGCUUACUUUCCUGUCGUCACUACGGCAGCAGCAAAGAGCUUGUACUCCAGACCGGCCUUUGGACCGCCUCCAGGGAGGCCACAGCAUUGAUGGCGCAGCUCGAAAGCUACGCAAAUACAGCAGCCAGAGCUGCAGCAGUAGCCACAGUAGCAGCCACUACAGCAACACAGGAAGGGGUGCCGAGCCACAGGAAACGGAUCACCUCUCGGACGGCGAGCAGAAGAAGGCCUCGACAGGAGUGCCGCCGGAUGCAGUUUGUUUUUUAAAGGUCCCCGCGGAAAUUCAACAUCUGAUUGAUCAUCUAGACACUGCCAGGGGCUCGGAAGCAGCACGCAAGGCCGAUGCUGUAGGCAGUGUUCCUCCUGCAGGCAUUGCAGGCAGUUGCUGUGUGAGGACGCGCGGGGGGCUGCAGCAGCGGCUCGCCAAAGCAACUGCAGAGCUCAUUGCUAAGACUCAGUUACUUGCUGCCCGGGAAGCGGCGGAGGAGGAGCUGCAGCAGCAAGCAGCCGACAGUUCAGCAGCCGCCGUCGCAGCCGAGAAGGCAGCGGCUGCAGCAGAGAAAAAGUUACUGUGUGCAAUCUCCAGGAACGCAGAAGCGCAUGCCGAAUUGACUGCUGCUGCUGCUGCAAAGCAGGCAGCGGCAGCUGCGGCAAAGGCCUCAGACGCACUGGUAGAAAAAUUGCGCGCCUCCGAGAGGCAGCUCCAGCUUCAGUGUGAAGCUCUCAAAAGCGAAAGAGAUAGCUGGAAGCAGCAACUGCAGAAGCACCUGCGCCAGCGGCACAAACUCUUGCAGAAAAUGCAGCAACAGCACGUCCGCCUCCAUGAAGAGCAAAGCAAAUGCCCUGAAGAGGAGCAGCAGUCACAGCAGCACCGCCAGCUGCAGCAAGAUCUGAUGCUCGUAGGAGCACCAGGAGACAACGCGCCAGCGUUUCCUGCAGCAGCAGUGGCCGACAAGGACUCUGCCGCAGCCGACGGUGGCUCAGACCCAUUGAUACUUGCAAGCGCCCCUCUUCUAGUUAGCUGGUGGCCUGAAGGGCAGCAUGACCUCCCCAGCCUCGACACCACCACUAGCGACGGAUCUGUCGAGUCGGUGCUGCGUGGUAGAGCUGAGCAACUCGUGUUUUACGUAUCUAGCGUUUUGCUGGCUGUGGGGCGUCGGCUGGCAGCCAGCAGCCAGCGGGAGUUAAGGGUCUGCAGGGAAAACAGGGUGUUGCUGCAAAGGCUGAAGGGUGAGACAGCGAGGCGAAUCAAACAAGAGGCCAAGAAUGAGGUACUCAGCACGCACCUCAAGGCUCUUGAUGCAAAGUCUUCUGCUAUGGAGUCCUUUGCGGCAGCAGAGGCUGAAGCAGCGGCAGAGCACCAUAGGGCUGAGGUAUCCCUUCUAAGCCGGCAGCACGCGGAGGCCUUAGGGACGCUCAAAUCCUAUGAGGAAGAAAGGGCUUUGCUGCUCUCGCGUCAUCUAGCCGUUUGUAGCAAGGUGCAGCAGCUACGAGGGGCCCUUCGACGGGCAGUACAGCGGGGCCGGAAGGCAGCAGCUGCCGCUGCUGCUGGAGCAGAAGAUGCAGUACUGCAGCGGCUCUCCGACUGGCGGGAGUCCCUCAUGAGAACAACCGUUGAAGCAGCGGAGAGUUGCCGCAUGAAUCCCUGCUGUGGGAGCCGCAGCGGCAGCUGCUGCAGCAGCAAGUCCAGGCGCUGCUGCGGGGAGGCUUCUCCGUGGGAUCAGAAGGGAGCUGCAGGCCACUUAGCGGCUCAAGGCUUAGCGCAGCGUCUGGCUGCCGCAGAACUCGCAGUGCUGCAGCUGCGACAGGCCCUGGCGAGAGCGUACCAAGGGUGUGCGGGCCCCUAUGGAGAGCGGCAGUCUUCCAUUGACCCUCCGUCUUACAGGAGUAUCACACCCACGGCGAAAGAAUGGCGAGAAGAAAAACGCGGCCUUCACGAGGAGCUGCGAGGCCGUUCCAGCGACGCAAGUAGUUGCGGUGUUCCUGGCAAAAAUAGCGCGCCACGGGGGCGCAAGGAUCAACUGGACGCAUGCGUCGACUCGUUUACAGAGUCUGCUAGACAUCCUAAUAUUCUAAGAAACGGGCAGUCAAGCGUACAGACCACCAGAGAAGGGCCUUGCUUCGAGGCGACUUGCCCGUCUUGGGACAUGGAUUCCUCUCCAGAGCCAGAAGAGAGAGCCCUAGCCGAGGCAGCACGGCUGAUGGACUGUGUCAAAGCUAUGAAUAGGCAGAAAAGUCUUCUAGAAGCUGCAGCAGCAAAGGGAGAGGCUGCAGAGCUAGAAUCGGAGGCACUUAGAACCAAAGUCGCUCUCCUACAGCAGAGGGAGCUGGUUGAGGCCCUCAAGACCGCACAGACUGCGGCGGCAGUGGCGCGGCAGCAAUUGGAGCAGCAAGAAGGAGCAGUGCAGCAGCUGCACCUGCAAGUGCAGCAGCUGCAACAGGAUGCAGCAGAACGUCUUCAUGUGAGCGAUCGCCUUCACGAGGCGCUCACACUCUGCAAGGGGAAUUACGAGAAGGAUGCGCACUCGGUGGAUCCCCGUGGCGGCCAGAAAUCCGGGGUAGGCCUUUUAGUUGAUGCUAUGGCUUUUUCACUCCGUCUUACCGCCUUAGAGAAAGAAAAGGCCGUCGCAGUGCUCCCACAGCUCGUAUUGCAACAGCCGCACACGACUAACAGUCUACCAGCCCCACAACCAACCGAAGAACUCCUGCUAGCUCACAGGCUCCUCCUCGGAGACCUCCUCCAGGCCUUGCCGCACAGCGGCGACGGUGUGCUGCAACAGCAGCGACAGGAACCUCAGUGCAUGCACCGGGAGGACCGUUACCCACAUGACACGCUUAAAGGGAAGCCUCUGAAGAGCAAGCACCAAACUGAUUCAGCAGCUGCAACAGCAGGAGCAAAGGCACAAGUGGCAGGCGCCGCAGCCUCCUGCCGUAGUCUGGCUGCUGCCGCUGCGGCCUGUCUACUGAGAGGCGAAGGCUCCUCGCUACUUGUCACUCUACCAAAAACCUGUGCCAGCUGCAGCAAGUGCAUGUCGAGGGGCAUAGCCACCUCCGCCGCUGCACUCGGUGGACUCCAAAAGCAGCGAGCAGCCAGAGAGGCUGAGGCGCAGGCGCUCCGGCUCUUACAGCAAGCUCAGAGACUCGGAGGGCCCCUCCUCUUCAUCGCUGCAGCGCAGCAUAGACUAUCUACCCUGCUUACGUUCGAGGGCGCAUGCAGUGCUCCGCUGGGUACCCGUGGUACUGUCGGUCCUGCACAACCGACAGCACCGCUGCUGCAGCUGGAGUCCGCAGACACAGCGGUGUCAUUACUGCUGCUACAACAAAUGCAAGGUGCAGCAGCAGCAACAGUAGACACCCUUGUGGAGGCCCACUCCCUCAGUCUUGCCCUCGGUGAAUCCUUAGCUGCUCUUAGAGGAGGGGCGCCUACGCUUCCAGGAGUCUCUUCCCAAGCUGUGCAGGAGAACCCCCCGAAUGUGUCAAAAUAUGCAAGAUAUCCUGCAGCAGUCUCAGCAGCUUCAACAGUGCAGCCGCAGAGCGCUAUUGCCGGAGGCGAGCCACAGACUCCUCACAUGAUGCCGUCCCCGGACUGCGCUGCCGCCGCUCGCUGCAGAGUCUCGUCCAAAGCAGCUCAUAGGACGGCUACUGAGAGACUGCCAGGAGGCUCUGGCUCAGAGAGGCCAUCUAAUCGCGUCAGCAGGCUCUCCAGCUCCAGUGACUGUAGGCUUGAGCAUGCAGGUAGUGAAGGGGCCGCGGGUACGUGUGCUGGCCUCUGUCGGGCUGCAGGCGUCCGGCCCAUCGGGGGGGGCACACGAGAGGGAAAAGAGGCCACAACGCAUCAGCAGGAGCGCAAGGCGCUUUCGCGCGGAGGCUCGCAACAAAAUAGAUGUCCUACUCCAGCGGAGGAAUCACGACAAGAGCGGCCGCAGCAGCUAUCGCAGCAACAUCCGCGGGGAAAAGCAACCACUCCGGGCAGCGAGAUCAAGAACACGCCUUCAAAAGCAACACUUGGUAUAUCAGCGAGACUUAGGGGGAUGCAGCCCGCGAUAUCUGCCCCAUCAGAGGACCCCUGCGUCUCUCGCAAAAGAAGAAAUCCACCCAGCUGCGUAGAACAACCCUGUGAUGAGCAUAUCGGAAACGGGAAGCCCUCCUUGGCUAUGCUUCCUUGCCAAGGCCCUUCCCAGCGGCAACUGCCUGAGCGACCCCCUGGUGAGGCUACCUCUAAAGGUGCUGGGCAGCCGCAGGGGACAGAAAAGUCGAAACACUUACACCACUCCUUGCAGUUGCAACAACAGCAGCAACUUCCAGAGAAGCACGCGGAGAAUUCUCAGGAGCAGCAGCCACUGCAGCAACAGGCACCGUCUGACGCUGAAGCAAAGGGAGAGAUUACGCAUGAGAUUCGAUGCGGCCCUCCUAGCCGCACCGUACGGCCCCAGUGUCCGUGCUGGUUGCCCAUCAGAGAGUAUGUGGAGUUUAAACCACAGAUAAGGGGCCCUCCCGCUGUACACCGAGUUUACUUAGGGUGUCCGCAGAGGCCUGCAGUACGCAACUGGAGGGUGGAACAUCACCAGGCGCUUCCUGGUGGAGUGCGUUGGUCCCACCCGCCAAGCGCCCUGCAUCUGCUCAAAACCCCCCAAUGUCGGUGCAUCAGCGGCACAGCUGCCGAAGGGCAGGAGACAGCGCUUUCUUGGCAGCUACCUCCCCAGCAGACUGGCGCCGCAGUCGGCAAAAGCAGCGGGGUGUACAGACAACGGAGAGCUGCAAGUGGUGCUGUGGUGAGGGGAGCACUGCACAGAGAGGGAACAGCAGCCUCUCGCACUGUUUCUUACGCAACCUCUCGUACACGAAGCAGGCAGAACAGUAGAGCGCCUCUUGCUGCCGCACGGGGUACGGGUGAUGCAGGGGAGCCACACCCCUGCUGUUCGUAA
Messenger RNA from Cyclospora cayetanensis, 6951 nucleotides. RefSeq lists its product as uncharacterized. The record is from RefSeq and is a predicted model, not a curated record. NCBI's taxonomy places the organism in Eukaryota, Apicomplexa, Conoidasida, Eucoccidiorida, Eimeriidae. The transcript is spliced from 12 exons. Bases 1 to 6951 code for a protein of 2316 amino acids.